ACUUUAAUGAUUCGAUAGUUAUUUGAAGCACGGCUCCGUUCUCAAAGCGGGAUGAAGCUGUCGAGCAGCGGGAGGAUCCGCAGGCCGUGCCCGGCCCCGCUCCUGAGGGCGGCAGCGCCGCGGCUCUGCCGCUGCCGUUCCCGUUCCCGCCCUUUCCCGGCGGCGGGAGGCGCUGAGGCGGCGGCGGCGUGAGGGCUGCCAGGGGCCACGGGGCUUUGGGGUUCCCUCCGCUGCGACGGGACGUGCGAGCAGCGCUGUCCCUGCCGCCUGUGCGUCCCCUCGGGCUGCAGCUGAGGGCCCCAGUCUCCCUUGCUGCUCUAAGGUGCAGACUGUUAAAGAGAUACCCAUAAUAGGUGCAGUAGGAAAAGAUCUCACCAUGGCACCAUCAGGAAGAAAGCAUGGAGGAAAAGCUGGUAAACCAGCACAGGAAGAUCAGACCAUAUCUACUUUUGACUUUGAGGAGGAAAGAAAAGAACUGAGUGGAUCAGAGGAAGAUAUUAGAGAAGGUGACAUACCAGUAAUGGACAAGCAUGGAAAGAAAAGACCUCUGGUGACUGCUCAUGUGGUUCCAGAUGAUGUGGGGGGUGAAGUACAGAAUAUGUUGGAGAGAUUUGGAGCUGACAUUAACAAGGCUCUCUUAGCUAAGAGGAAAAGAUUAGAAAUGUACACAAAAGCCUCGCUCAAAACCAGUAACCAGAAGAUUGAACAUGUUUGGAAAACGCAGCAGGAGCAAAGGCAGAAGCUCAAUCACGAGUUCUCCCAGCAGUUCCUGACUUUAUUUCAGCAGUGGGAUGUAGAUGUGCAAAAGGCAGAGGAGCAGGAAGAAAAACUAGCUAAUAUGCUUCGUCAGCAACAAAAGGUUUUUCAACAGGCAAGAAUAGUUCAAAGUCAGAGACUGAAAACCAUUAAACAACUCUAUGAGCAAUUCUUAAAGAGCAUGGAAGAGCUGGAGAAGAGCAAUGAAAAUCUUCUGGCUGGUGCCCAAAAUGAACUUCGCAAGGAAAUGGCGAUGUUGCAGAAGAAGAUUAUGAUGGACACUCAACAGCAGGAGAUGGCAACUGUUCGCAAGUCUCUUCAGUCCAUGUUAUUCUGAUGGCUCAGUGGAGGAGCAACAUGUACCUAAGUAACACGAUACAAGUACAGGCAUUAGAAGGAUGUUGAGAUUUAAAUGUUUCAAGGUU
This is a messenger RNA of Onychostruthus taczanowskii (white-rumped snowfinch), 1181 nucleotides long. It is a transcript of the gene SYCP3, whose product is annotated as synaptonemal complex protein 3. The transcript has 10 exons. NCBI's taxonomy places the organism in Eukaryota, Metazoa, Chordata, Aves, Passeriformes, Passeridae. Bases 377 to 1093 code for a protein of 238 amino acids. Gene Ontology annotation, biological process: spermatid development; meiotic cell cycle. Gene Ontology annotation, cellular component: synaptonemal complex. The record is from RefSeq and is a predicted model, not a curated record.